Messenger RNA from Ostrea edulis (European flat oyster), 3958 nucleotides. RefSeq names its product peroxisomal ATPase PEX1-like. Gene Ontology annotation, cellular component: cytosol; peroxisome; peroxisomal membrane. Gene Ontology annotation, biological process: protein import into peroxisome matrix. The transcript is spliced from 20 exons. Bases 57 to 3848 code for a protein of 1263 amino acids. The record is from RefSeq and is a predicted model, not a curated record. NCBI's taxonomy places the organism in Eukaryota, Metazoa, Mollusca, Bivalvia, Ostreida, Ostreidae. Gene Ontology annotation, molecular function: ATP hydrolysis activity; ATP binding.
AUUCCUUAGUGACUGAACAGGAUGUUGACAAAUGAGAGGCAGAAAGCAGAACGAAUAUGAGUUUUGACAUUGUUCCAGUUCAUUUUGGAAAUGACAAGAAUUGUUUUGUAUCCCUUCCAUCUCAAAUCAUUAAGAAAGUUGCCAAUAAAUCAGAGUUGCUGGUCUUCGAAGUUCAGACAUAUGAAGGCCUCUCUGUGUAUGUUUCUGUUAGAGACACCAAUUCUUUGAAUCACUUAGGCAUCAAUGGCUUAUUUGCUGAGAAGCUCAAGCUUAAAGACAAACAACAGGUAAUUGUGAGGGUCAGAAGAAAUGUUCAGAUGUGUAACCAGGUGUCCAUUGAGCCGCAGUCUUGUGACGACUGGGAAAUACUGGAAAAGCAUGCCAGCUAUGUUGAGUCCCACCUCCUGGACCAGGUGAGGGUUAUCUGGUCCGGCCUAGUCUUACCUGUGUGGGUGGAAAGAAGCAUCUGUGUCUACCUGAAAGUCACAGUGACAAACCCAGCGGAGGACUGUGUAUUACUAGUCCCUGACACGGAAGUUGUUGUAUCGCCUAAAGUUCGAGGGACUGCUGUCAAAGACUCUAAACCAAAAAAACCAAAUUCUUUGCCAGCAAGAGAGCUGGAGGAGUUCAAACCUAGGUUCUCGGGUGAGGACAGUUCAGACUCCAAUAGUUCUCUGUACUCUUCUGGUCACAGAGUUUCUCCAUCAAAAUGGAGCUGGAAGGAAUGGGUGCCAUGGCUACUGGGUGUGCAGAACACCUCCAACAAGAUCCAGGAUCCUGACAUAAGAGACUUUGAAAAAAUUCGCAAAAAGUCAGUUGAUUACAAGGGGAGUGACACGAUCCCUGAAGGACUAAAUUUCACAUUUAGGGUUCAGCCUUGUAGGGCAAGAAAUGUGACCAGAAAAGGGAAGAUUGAGGACCCCACAAGUCCUUCUCCCAGUAUGGAUCACUGUAAUGAGUGUAAUUUCUUGCAACAGCCAGCAGUUGUGUUUGUAAAUGCAGAAGACAUCAUUGAACAGACUGGAAAUAUGAACUUACAUAUACCUGGGAUGUUUUUGGCUAGACUUUCAAAACUACUUUCACCAAAAAUACAAAUGACAGAAAUGGAAAAAGAAUUGAAUGCAGAGAAAUCCAAAGGAAUUCAGAAAACAGUCCCAUCCCCAAAGUCAGAGACUACUGGAGCUCCAGCUAAAGAGAAGGAUCACUUGACACAGUGUAUUGUCCGAGUAGUUGUACUAGACAGAAAGAAAACCAACACAAAUGAAAGCUGUGAAGAAAUGCUACAAAAAGUGACCCAAGAACAGCCAUUAUUGUGCCAUCAUGUGAUUGUAUCCGACACUUUACGCAGACUGAUGAAGUUGGAUGCCACCAGUUGUGUUUGGUUGCAGACGAUAUCCGCAUUUCCUGUUAUGCCAACCUCCUAUCAAGUUCAUCCAAUGGGAAGUCUACCACAUGGUUUCACAAGUCAAAUGGUGGAGAUGGCUUUCAGAAAGUGGAUAACAGUGGCCACAACUGUCAAACUUCCUUUGGUUGUUUUCAGUGGAAUCAUCAUCAAGUUUCCUCUCUUCAAAGAUACAGAUAUGGAGUUCCAAUUUGUCUUCCCAGAUGGAACUUUCCAAGUUCAAGACAAUCCUCCAUACUCUAUUGUACACCAGGGCAACAUGAAUGAUAUUCCGUUAACUUUGAACCGACAGGACAGUCACAAUCCACCAAAAUGGCCAGUCCUUCCAAUGCUGCAGUAUACAAAUAUUGAUACCAUAGAUACUAUGCUUCCCAAGAUUCAACUCACUGAUUUAGGAGGUGUGAAGGAAUAUGUAUCCAAAGCUUUAGCUCACUUAGAGAUCUGCCUUGGAAUCAAACCUUUGGCUGAGAGUAUGUUCAGGGUGACCACCCCAGGGCUAUAUAAUGGAAUGCUCCUCAUCACCGGAAGUCGAGGUAGUGGAAAGAGCUCACUGGCGAAAGCAUUGUGCAGAAAAAUGGCUGAGAAGGAAAACCUGGCUCGAAUCUUUCACGUCGAAUGUAAACCACUCAGAGGAAAACGCCCAGACAGCAUACUGAAGUAUUUAGAAGAGGUGUUUGAUGAGGCGAUUUGGAGGCAUCCGUCUAUAAUUCUAUUGGAUGAUUUAGAUCAUGUGGUUCCAGCUCCUACUGGUCCAGAAGCAGAACUUAGUGGGGAGGCCAUUUAUGGGGCUAGAAUUGGUGAAGUUAUUAGAGACAUACUUAGAAAAGAAAUUUCCAAUGGCAGUGGUAUUGCUGUCAUAGCAACCAGUCAGUCACGGACGUCCAUUCACCCAUUACUGAUCACAUCCAGAGGGACUCACUUUCUACAAGAACUGAUACGAAUUGACCCACCAAACAAGAGAAAAAGACAGGAAAUCUUUACAGCAAUUAUCAGGAAUAGACACAUGGUGUCACAUCAGACUUUGGAACAGUUGGAUCUGAAUGUGAUCCUGGGGAGAACGGAGGGCUAUGUAGCCCAGGACCUGGAGAAUCUUGUCAGUCGAGCUAUCCAUGCUCACACAAUCAUGCAAGUAGACAAGAACCCAGACCAGUCAGCAGACAGUCCCCAGCCAGAGAUGGUCCUGACCCAGGAAGAUUUUGUCGAGGCCAUGACAGGGUUCACACCAGCAUCUAUCAGGAAUGUGCCGCUGCACGAGGCGGGGGAGUUGGGAUGGGAUGAUGUUGGAGGGCUUACAGAUGUCAAAAAGACACUAAAGGAAACUCUGAUGUGGCCCUCCAAGUAUCCCAUGUUAUUCUCCUCCUGCCCUCUGCGACUGCGGUCCGGUUUACUCCUGUAUGGAGCCCCAGGGACAGGAAAGACAUUAUUAGCUGGUGUUGUGGCCAAAGAGUGUGGUCUCAACUUCAUCAGUAUCAAGGGGCCAGAGCUUCUCAGUAAAUAUAUUGGUGCUAGUGAGCAGGCAGUCAGGGACAACUUUGUACGAGCUCAAAGUGCCAAGCCAUGCAUUCUCUUCUUUGACGAAUUUGAUUCCCUUGCUCCCAGGCGUGGCCAUGACAACACAGGGGUAACAGAUAGGGUUGUGAAUCAGCUGUUGACCCAGUUAGAUGGGGUGGAGGGCCUAGAGGGUGUGUAUGUCCUGGCAGCCACAAGUAGACCUGAUUUAAUUGACCCCGCCCUUCUCCGUCCAGGAAGAUUAGAUAAAUGUCUUCGAUGCCAACUCCCAAAUGAGGAGGAAAGGCUAAAAAUUUUCAAUGCCCUCACAAGAAAAAUGUCUUUAGGAAAGACUGUGGACUUGCAAUAUUUUGCCAGAGAAUGUGAACACUUUUCAGGAGCAGACAUCAAAGCUUUAUUAUACAAUGCUCAACUAGAGGCCAUUCAUGAACUCACAGGAAAAGUACUAAAGGGAGAAAACCCUGAUAUUUUACUUCCUCCUAAGGAAGGAAACAGAAAACAAAGAAGUAGAAGUCCCAGAAAGUCAAAGAGCCAAAAGAUGCUGAAAGUAGAGGCAGAACCUCCAAAACUGUCCACAAAUAAAAAGAUUGCUCACAUUCUGAAGUUACAAGACGGUCCUUCUCCUCUCUUAGAGGAAAUUGAAGAGAAACUUUCCUGUCAGGUGGAACAAAUCCGAGCUCGACUUAUGGUGAAUAAGGCCACUGAGCAUGUGUCGACAGUGGAUUCCAUGUUCUCUCCUGUAGCCACCUCCAAAGGUCAGAUGAUCCAAAUCAACCAAUCACAUCUACUGGCUGCCCUUAAGAAGACACAUGCAUCUGUUAGUGAGAAAGAGAGAAGGAAAUUUCAACAUAUUUAUGAGAACUUCACUGGUACCAGAGGAGGGAGCCUUGGUACAUCUAUAGAACAGAUGAUAGGGAGCAGACAGACCCUGGCUUAACUUCCUGCAAUACAUGUGCAGUUUCAUUGUUGUCUUGUUCAUGAAAUAAAAGCAAGAUUUGUACACAACUUUUCUCCAAGCACUGUGAAAAUAAAGUGUGGUGCAAUUUA